Messenger RNA from Cercocebus atys (sooty mangabey), 4128 nucleotides. RefSeq names its product chromosome unknown open reading frame, human C2orf61 (gene STPG4). Gene Ontology annotation, molecular function: histone binding; chromatin binding. The coding region runs from base 1368 to 2108 and encodes 246 amino acids. Gene Ontology annotation, cellular component: female pronucleus; germinal vesicle; male pronucleus. The transcript is spliced from 7 exons. The record is from RefSeq and is a predicted model, not a curated record. Gene Ontology annotation, biological process: epigenetic programing of male pronucleus. NCBI's taxonomy places the organism in Eukaryota, Metazoa, Chordata, Mammalia, Primates, Cercopithecidae.
CACUGCACUCCAGCCUGGGCAACACAGUGAGACUUCGUUUCAAAAAAAAAAAGAAAAGAGAAAAGUGAGAGAUUGGAUUGUAAAUGUUGCUUUUGUCCUAAAGGUAAUGACAACUCACAUUUACUGACUGCAUUGUGCCAGACAUGGCUGUAAACAUUUCAAGUUAAUCUUUAUAACCUAUGUGGAUAGGUACCAAUUUUAUUAACCCCUUCUCUAUAGACAAGGAAACAAGCACAGAAUAAGUCAGCAUAUGCAACCAGCGUCCAAGUCCUGGUAGUCAAGGGAGGAGAGUGAUUCAAGAAUGAGGGAAUAAUCAAUGCAGCAAUGAAAAUUGAAGGCCAAGUUUCAUAAGAGCUGAAAAUCCCCAUUGGAUUUGGCACUUGGAUCACUGGUGAGUUGAAGUGCAAUUUUAAUUAAAAGUUGUGUGCAGGCCAGAUUAAGAUGUUUUUAGGAAAGUAUGGGAAGUGAGAAAAGAGUCCAUAUUAGUCUUGAAAGUUUGUAAAGGGAAGCAGAAACUUCGUUGUAUAGGGCAGUGGAGCUCUAGAGUCAGGUUUGGAUUUUAAUUCUGGUUCUGCCAUUUGUGUGUGAUGCUGAGUGAACUGUGCUAAACGUCCAAGGAAACCUGUUUCCUCAUCCAGAAAAUGGGACUAAUACCUACUUUGUAGGGUUGGUGUGAAGAUUAAAUAACGUGUGUGAAGUCCCUGGAAUACAGUAGGUACUGUAUAAAAUGAAAUUAAGGUUGUGGAGGGUGUGUUUUUAAAGGUGAGAAUGUUCCUAGGUUAAAAAGAAGGUACAGAUUAGAGAGGCUGACAAUAAAAAGGGUCUAUACUGAGAAGAAUGGGGUGGUCUGUGGUUUCACAGCUAUUGAAACCCGCUGUGUCUUGUGCUCACUCCACUCUGCAAGUCAGAGACAAGAGAAGUCAGCCCCAGAGUUUCUAUUUGGAGGAGCUUAGAAACAACCUUAGAAAGUGGGUGCUAAGGCAGAUUUCUGUAAGUAUGCCUACCAAGCACACUGCCUCCCUGUCGGGUGUGUGAUUGGGGGUGGACUGGAACGGAACUGAUGAAGAUUGUGGGUACGCUCAAGCCCUUAACAAGCCUCCCUUUUCGCAGAUCCUUACCCGAGGGCUCUCUGGCAACUCCAGAGCCCUCUAGAUUUUCUUCUCACAUGCGUUCUUAACCAUCUCUUUUCUAGGGUUUUCCUCUGCGCAGGUCUUCGCGCGGGACCUCAAAGUGCGUGCCCGCUUCCCUUCCCCCAGCACUAAAGAUAAAUCUGGCGGUCCCAGCGCGCGCGCGCGCGGAGCCCGCGGGCCACACCCGCCUCCUAGCAACCGGACGCCAGGCUCAGCCUAGGGAGAGAGGAGGCCACCAUGGACCAGCCAGCCGUCACCACCGCCUCCACCACACUAAGGGAGGACCUGGUGCGUGGAGAAUCGUUCAUCACAGCCUCGAAACCAGCCCGAAAGACUUCCUCUUUUGAAAGAGAAGGAUGGUGGAGAAUAGCAUUAACAAAUACUCCUAUACCUGGCACUUACCACUUGAAAACUUUUAUUGAAGAAUCCCUGUUAAAUCCAGUGAUAGCAACCUACAAUUUUAAAAAUGAAGGAAGGAAAAAACCACCUCUUGUGCAAAGGAACAAUCCAGUCCUAAAUGAUCUUCCGCAGUAUAUGCCUCCUGGCGUCCUGGACCUGUUAAAGAAGCAAGCGGCUACUUACUCAUUCAAAGACAAACCACGGCCAAGCCCCAGCACACUAGUUGACAAAGAUCAGUCACUUCAGCUUUCUCCGGGACAAUACAAUGUGCUUCCUGCACCGGUUCCCAAAUAUGCUUCCAGGAGCUGUGUAUUUCGCUCAACAGUUCAAAGAUUCCCAACAACUUAUUUUAUUCCUCAUGAAGGCCCUGGUCCAGGUGAUUAUAAUGUGAAAAAACCUCCAACAAGCUCUAUCACUUCUUGUUUUCAAUCCAGAGUCCCUCGAUUCUUGCCCAGCCGUUCAAAAACCCCAGGCCCGGGAGCAUAUACAACUUUAAGACAAUUCCCUAAGCAGUCUCCGACCAUAGCCAAAAUGGGCCGAGAACAUAGCCUUUUCUUCAACAACACAAUUGGCUUUUAAAAUAAAGCAAUCUUGGCACCAAGCUCUACUUUGAGGUUUAGCACGUUCUUAUGUUUAGAAAACUGUAUUUUGUCUUUUCCUUGGAGGAGUUUGGCCACAGAACAUGAUUGAUUGCUUGAGGUGACCGUCCUGCUUGCUUAUCUGGGAUAGUCCCAGCAUAAUUACCAGUUCUCUCUCAAAAGUGUCCUGGUCUGAGCGAUAAAUUAUAUGUUCACUGUGCUUAUUACCAAAGAGCAGAUUCAGACAGACUGUGCCCCGGGCUGCUCUCGGACAGGCCCUGAGAUGUCUGGUCUCUGCUCUGUGUGGCCGUGUUCUCUCUAGCUGGAACUCAACUGCAUCAGGGUUAUAAGGCCUCAUGGCCCCUUGAAGACUUCCGUGGGUGUUCAGCAUUAAACAGAGGCCAAGCUGAGCGUCCCAGCAUCCCAAAAGCUGGUUCUUUCUCUCUUCGAACCCCCUGAAAAGAACUAUAUUGAUUCCACAUGAUGAAUAUUUGUGUUUUCAAGUCAACAACAUUUUGAGUAUCUGCUAUGUGCAAGGUGCUGAGCUGGGGUUGGAGAGUGGAGUCUUGAAACAAAGAUGAAUGAGGCAUGUGACUGAGUUUGGGGAGGGUUGUGCCGGAAAUGGAGUGUGGGGUAGUGCCGGUUGGGGGAGGGCCGUACACGUCGUGCCAAGACUUUCCUGCCAGUUGCCCUGUGUUUGAAGCUCAGGGGCUGCCCUCACGCGGAUGGCAAUUCCAACAGGAAGACGAGCUGUAGUUUCAGGAAGCUGCCAAAUCAUUGCACCAGGUGCACAGAGGAGCCAUUGUGACAAGGAAGGCCGCAGGCAUUCAGAGGAAGGAGAAGGCAGUGUGGCCUGAGCCUGGGAGGUGAGGGGUGGCCCGCACGGCGGAGGAUAGAUUGGCCGGCACCCCAGGGCUCAGGAGGCUGUGAUCAGGAGAGGAAAGAGUCAGGGGCGAGGAAGCCUAUCUGGGCAAAGGCUCAGGGCAGGAAUAAACAUUUGCAGGAGGGGAACGGAGGCAGCCUGGACCAAUGACAGUGGAGGGUGCAAGUGAGGGUGUGGGAGGGGAGGAGGGUCCUCAGAAGGCUGGGACCACAUGCUUUCUGCCCAAGGGGCUCUAGCCAGUCGGAUCCUAUGCAUGACAGUGGUGUCUCAGCAAAGGCUAGGGAGAUUCCAGAGUGGUUAAUAAAUAAUUGCAAGGGUCUUUUUAAAAAGCUAAUACAGUGAAGAGCUAAUACAAUGCUUACAUUUUGUUAUAGUUUAGUCAAUAGCCCAGCCCCUCGCCAUUAACUGCUAUGAUGCUGGCUUCUCUAGAUCCCUGCUUUGGUUCCCCUGAGAAUCCCUCUGUUCCUCCCACACACACAUUACCCGCCUUCCACAACUGCCCUCUGAAUUGGGCUCCAACCAAAGGGAAUGUCUCUUCUUGGCUGCAGCAAAGCCCUAGACUUAGAGACCUUUGUAAAAUGGUUGUUGAGGGGCGAAAAGGAAGGCCAUCAUCUCCUGGAAUGUGUUCACAUUUGUGGAAUAAACGCCCUGCAUUACAUUCCUUUGGAGCAGAAAACAGACACUUGGAAGAUCAGACUGAUGUCUCAGGAUAGUGUCUCUUGUCCCACCUUGAUGAGAAGAUGGCUGCAGGGAAGAUAGUUUCCAAUUUUAUUCUCCAAGUGGGCUAAAGUCCCUUGCAUGAUCAGAAAGUAAUGGCUGGUCAUUCUGAUGGAGGGUGUUUUCUCUACGAAGCAGCAUCUCAGGCAGCAUCUGGCACUCAGAUGCCGUUCUAGAAUGAGAUAGAGGCGGGAGAUGGCCAUGUGUCUCUUAGCCAAGGCUCAGUGAUGGAAAGAUUAGAGAAACCCCUCAAACUAGCAAGGGGAAGAAGGGGGUCAGAUUGUAAGGACUUAGAGGCAUCUCAUCGACAAAAGUGUAAACCAGGGUCUGGCAAGAACCACCUCUCUCUCUCUCUAUGUCUCUCUCACUCUCACUCUGUGUGUGUGUGUGUGUCUGUCUUGCUCUCACUCUCUCAGGCCUC